AGAAAUUUGAACAUUGUUGUGAUACCUAAACUAAUCAUAUCAUCCAAAAAAUAUGUUUAAAAACCCUUAAAGUGUUCUCACAAAAAAUUUCUGUGUAUUAAUUUUUUAAAAAAAAUAAUUCUUUCUCUCGACAAUAAAAAAAAUUAUCAGAAUUUUUGAUUAUAUAUCUCGAUGAAUUAAAAUCUUGAUAUUUUUGACGGAAGUGUGAUAUAGAAUGCAACGGUGUCCUUACAUACACGAAAUGAAGGAGCGCUUGCUUGGACAACCAACAGAACAACAAAUGGUCAUGGAACCAUUAACGAAACAUAUCCAGGAUACACCACCUACGAGAUCGCCAGUACAUCGAGAUCCACCGAUCGGUACUGUUGUGAGGUUAAAUGCAGAUGGAUAUGGGUCGCACACUUCGCCAACACAUCAAUGUACACCACUGGUGCCUCAUGAAUCUGAAGAUGACUUUUAUUAUACUGAUUAUACACGCACAGGACCAAAAAACGCAAAGACUUCUUUAUUCAUAGUCAUGAGUUUUAUAUAUGCAAAAUUACUAGUCGUUAUUUGUAUAGCAUACGUCAUAUCAGAUGGUAUAACACAUAAUUUACCAUUAUAUUACUAUGAAGGAUUCUUUACAUAUUUAUAUGGUAUGAGUAUAUUUUUUUUACUCUACGUAUUCUGUUUCUUAUUACCGGACUUUGGAUGUUGUUAUGUUGAUACCGAGAAAAAACCACCCAAAGAGAAAAAAAUAAAACCAACAAAAGAAGAAAAGAAGAAAAAAGAGAAAGAGGAAAAGGAAAAUAAAAAGAAAGAGGCCAAAGAAGCCAAAGAUAAAAAAGAUGGUAAAAGUAAAGGUGAAAAAGAUCAGAAAGAUCAAAAAGAGAAGGAAAAAAAUAAGGAUAAAGAAAAUGAGAAAAAGAAGAAACAUCAAUUUCAGAAACAAAAAAACACGUAUCGUCCUAAUACUGAAUUUAUUGUUGAUUCUAAUUUAAAUACCGCAUCAACAACCACCGCGGUUGGCAGCAAUGAAAUAGUUAGUAGUUCAAUUGUUGAUCAUAGUACAAUUGCUGUUGUUAGUAACAAUAGUAAUGAUAAUGAUAUUGUUCAUAUUGAUAAUGACAAUGAUCAUGGUGAUGAUGAACAUGAUUCAGCUAUUCGUGUUAUUAUACGCUCACAGGAUAAUGUUGAUUUGGAAGCGGCCGUUGUUACAAGUCGUCCAAUGCGAAAACGAAAACCAACGCAACAUGACAACUCACAUGGCAGUUUCUUCCUUAGAAUUGGUGCAAUUGCAUUCGGUUUGGGUACGAUGAUCUACAAUGGUUUGGAAUUAGGAACUGAAUUUGAAGUGCCAAUGACAUCACCGUGCUAUGAAAUUUUACGUGUAGUCAAUCCAAUCUUACAGAUGCUGUUUACAUUUAUGCAAAUGUAUUUUAUAUUUUUAAAUUCACGGGUAAAUAUUUUGCGGUUCAAAGUAAUAGCAAGAUUUGGAUUGAUGCAUAUAUGUGCAACAAAUUUAUGUGUAUGGAUUCGUACCCUAGUUUUGGAAUACUUAAAGGAAAUCACUACGUAUCAUCAAAAACAUCCACCAAAUCCAAAUGAUGGAUUAUUUGCAGAAAGCAUACGCCAGCAUACCUUGUUAAAUGCUGGUAAAAUUUUGGGAAUAGAGCGAGGUGGAUAUGCAACAUAUGAAGCUGCCCAUCCACUUUUAUCAUCUUCAUCAUUACCAACAUCAACGGUUUCGUCAACUACGUCGUUAGCACGUACUUUACGUUCAACAGCAAGGUCUAUUGCAUCAUACGCUGCUCGAUCAUACACCACUUCUACAACAACUACGACAACCACUACACUUGCACCUCCAACAACUCCUUCAACACCUUCAACAACCGAAUUUCGAUCGACGGCUACACCAUUCAACUUACGUUCGUUGUUUAGUAGCACAACUUUCACACCAUCAAUAACAACCCCUUCUACAGCAAUUCCAACAACACCAAGUACAAUUUUACCUACAACUCCAUCGACAAGAUUUCCGUUUACAACACCCACAACUACAUUGGCUCCAACGACAACUGAAUGGGCACCGGCUGUCGAAACAACAAUUGGAAAUUAUUUCGAUAGUGUUUACAACAGUUUUCAAUCAAAAAUACCUGAAGUUUGGAAGCCACAAAAUGAAUCGACAAAUUACUUUAAUGAUUUGAUACCAGCUGCUUUGAUAAGUAAUUCAAAUGAAACCAGUGUAGUGUCAGUAAUGACACCAAUUGUUCAGAAUUGUAACCGAACAAACAUUAUGGGAAAUUUUGUACAAGAUUCGACACCUUAUUUAUAUCCAUUUAUUAUUGAAUAUUCAUUGAUUGGAGCAGCGGUUAUCUACGUAAUGUGGAAAAAUAUUGGACGAAAUCCACGAUAUGUGAGUGAAGAAGAUUUGGAACACCGUUUAGAAGUAAUGCUUUCACGACGUGCAGUAGCCAUGGCACAUGCUCAACAUGGUCGUGUAGACUGUGUCGGUGCAUCCAAAGGAUUAUUCUUUGGACUUUUAUUAUUAGUUGGAUCACUUAUAUGUUUGAUAUUAUUCUUUGUAUUAAUACAUCAUCCGGAACUUGGACUGUUGGCAAUCUAUUUAGCAGAUGUUUCACAUUGCGCGUUGAUGGGUUUGAGUAUAAUUGCCAUAAUUAUUGGUUUUAUAAGGGCUACCAAGUUGAGGUCCGUCUACGCUUACAGGGUGCAACAUUUGAAAUUCCGUUCGGAGGAACAAAGUGAUUUAAAUGACAUAUUGCUACGUGUAUCAGCAUUUGGAUUAUUUACGUAUGCUGUGUUUAGUGUCAUUGCUGGCUCAUUAAAUGCACUUACAAGUGAACCAAAUUUGUUGGUGAUGGUUACGGGAGUAUUGUCAAUUGUUCAGGUGAUACUACAACUCUUAUUUGUGGCUGAUGUCGCCCGUAGACGGGUACACUUACCUGAACAUGACCGUUCUAAACCUGGACGACAAAUUGUCACCUUUUUGCUGAUAUGCAACGUUACUAUGUGGAUUAUUUAUACAUUUGAAAUGCAAAAAGUUGAAGCAAAUCCAGUACAAUUGGACUUUUAUGGAUUUGCAACUUGGGCCAUAAUACAACGUAUUACCCUUCCAUUAUGUAUAUUCCAUCGAUUCCACUCAGCAGUAACGCUUGCAGAAAUUUGGAAAACCAGCUACAAAGCACGUUUGGAGUAAAUUUCAUAGAGAAUUUUUGCAAUAAAUAUUUGCAAAUUCAAAGACAAAAAUUUU
This is a messenger RNA of Chrysoperla carnea, 3247 nucleotides long. It is a transcript of the gene OtopLa, whose product is annotated as proton channel OtopLc. NCBI's taxonomy places the organism in Eukaryota, Metazoa, Arthropoda, Insecta, Neuroptera, Chrysopidae. Bases 215 to 3193 code for a protein of 992 amino acids. Gene Ontology annotation, molecular function: proton channel activity. Gene Ontology annotation, biological process: proton transmembrane transport. Gene Ontology annotation, cellular component: membrane. The record is from RefSeq and is a predicted model, not a curated record. The transcript has 13 exons.